GAGAGAGAGCAGAACCUCUCUAUAUCUCCACACAAAUACACUCAGACAGGAUUUGUCCUCAUCUCAGUGAUAUAUGUCGUGCUGCAUAUGUUUAUUUACCUGCGAGAAGCAGAUCUGAGCAGUUCUGAGGAACUUUUGACACUUGGAGCUCUUUUGCGCAGGGGCGCGCGCAUUCAACGCACUCAUCUCAACUCCUGCAGGAGGAUUUUACAGCUGCACUAGAGUUUUCUUCACUCUUCUGCAUGAAUCUCUUCGACUCCUACCUGAAAAUGAGCGACGAGCAGGACAAGAGUCUCUCCGACGCGCCCAGCCCGAGCAUGUCCGAGGAUUCCGCCGGGUCUCCGUGUCCCUCCGGAUCUGGGUCGGACAGCGAGAACACCCGAGCGGAGCAGCACCUGAGAGAGUUUAAAAAGGACGAGGAGGACAAGUUCCCCGUGUGUAUCAGAGACGCGGUGUCGCAGGUUCUGAAGGGGUAUGACUGGACCCUGGUUCCCAUGCCUGUCCGAGUCAACGGCUCCAGUAAGAGCAAACCGCACGUGAAGAGACCCAUGAACGCGUUCAUGGUUUGGGCUCAAGCCGCGCGCAGGAAACUGGCGGAUCAGUAUCCGCACCUACACAACGCCGAGCUCAGCAAAACCCUCGGGAAACUCUGGAGACUACUGAAUGAGGGAGAGAAGCGUCCGUUUGUGGAGGAGGCCGAGCGUCUGAGGGUCCAGCACAAGAAAGACCACCCUGACUACAAGUACCAGCCCAGGCGGAGAAAAUCCGUCAAGAACGGCCAAACCGAAGCCGAGGACGGCGAGCAGACCCACAUCUCUCCCAACGCCAUAUUCAAAGCCCUGCAGCAGGCCGACUCUCCCGCGUCCAGCAUGGGUGAAGUGCACUCCCCCGGAGACCACUCAGGUCAGUCCCAAGGUCCCCCCACACCUCCCACAACCCCCAAAACAGACCUGCCAUCCAGCAAAGCAGACCUGAAGCGCGAAGGCCGUCCGCUGCAGGAGGGCAUCGACUUUGGGGCCGUUGAUAUCGGUGAGCUGAGCAGUGACGUCAUCUCCAACAUGGAGCCUUUCGACGUCAACGAGUUUGACCAGUACCUGCCUCCUCACGGGCACCCAGGGAUCCCGGCCUCCAACAGCGCGCAGGCGUACUCCGCCGGCUACGGGCUCAGCACUCAGGCCGGAGGGGCCGCGGCCCACGGCUGGAUGUCCAAACAGCACUCGUUGAGCACAAUGGCCAACGGCGGUGAGCAGAGCCAAGGCCAGCAGAGAACGCAGAUCAAGACAGAGCAGCUGAGUCCCAGCCACUACAGUGAGCGGCAGGGUUCCCCACAGCACGUCACCUACGGCUCCUUCAACCUGCAGCACUACAGCACCUCCUACCCCUCCAUCGGCCGCACGCAGUACGAGUACGCCGAGCACCAGAGUCCUGCCAACUCCUACUACAGCCACACCACGGGCCAGUAUCCCGCUUUCAGCUACAUGAGCCCCAGCCAGAGGCCCAUGUACACUCCUAUUGCCGACACGACAGGCGUCCCGUCCGUGCCGCCGGCGCACAGCCCGCAGCACUGGGAGCAGCAGCCGGUCUACACCCAGCUGUCCCGGCCGUGAGAGACUAAACGGCCGUCUAGAGACGCUCUCGUAGCCGGAGGGAAGACGCUGGAGUUCUUUUAAAGUACUGAAACUAACGGAAUGGCUCCCAACUGUGCCUUUUUACAUUGCUUGGAGUUGUGAUUAUAUUUUUCUAGAUAUAAUGAAACAAAAGAGAAAUCCUCUGUGAGGACAGAUCAAGAUAAUUAUUUUUAGUAUGUACUGUGUAUGUGUUAUCUGUUUUUCUCAGUUUUGUUGGAACGGGGGAUUUAUACGCAGCUGUCUGUGACCUCCCUGACUUCACUGAUGAUAUUUUUGUAAAGACUCCUGAUAUUUUCCUCUGUAUAUAUCUGUGGGGGGGUUCUUAAAGCUUGGGCAGAGUGUGUGCAGGUUAGCUGGGGGAAGUGUGGAACAGAUGUACAGUCUGAAUGCUUCUAGAGACCGUGCCUAAAGCGUAGCUGCGGCUGCCGUUUCAGAGUUGCCAUAUCAGUUGAGCUCUUGUUUCUGUGAAAACUGCCUUCAUCCAUCUGUGCCUAUAGAGAUCGCCUCUGCUGGAGGAGAAACAGGAAGUGCCCUUUGACCUGAGGCUCCUCCGCAGCUCACCAUUGGUCAGGUUGUCAUUCCUUCAGAUGCCAUCGAUUCUUAACCUCUUUAAUUUAUUCAUUAGUGUUCAUUUGACUUGAAAGUAAUACUAUUUGCAUUUUAUCAUGUACUUCGGCUUUGUACGACUAAUUUGUGAUAAAAUGUUUCCAGAGAUGAUUAAGAUUUAGUUGUAGCGCAAACUUUAACCAUCUCGUUUAUUUAUCAUUUGUUAAUGUUUCCAUUUAAACUGUCUAAAAAUGUUCUUUUGAUAAUCUAGUUGAGAACCGAUUAUAAUUGUGAAACUUGAUCAAACCUGUUAUAGAAACAACUGGAACUUUUUUCCUUUUUUUUUUUUUUUACUGGAACUUCUGCAGGCUGUUGGCUACAUCUCUAUGAAAACACCAGCAUUUAUUUUUUCCCUUAUUCUUUAUUUCAUUAAAAAAAAACUGUAAAACAUGCCACCGUCUUAAAAGAAGCUUAUCUUUUGUAUCAUAUUGUUUGCAAUAAAAAGAAAGAUAUUGAAAAUA
Molecule: messenger RNA, 2695 nt
Organism: Ctenopharyngodon idella (grass carp)
Lineage: Eukaryota; Metazoa; Chordata; Actinopteri; Cypriniformes; Xenocyprididae
Gene: sox9b
Product: SRY-box transcription factor 9b
Exons: 3
Coding region: 243-1607 (454 amino acids)
Biological process (GO): morphogenesis of an epithelium; positive regulation of chondrocyte differentiation; oligodendrocyte differentiation
Cellular component (GO): nucleus
Molecular function (GO): DNA-binding transcription factor activity, RNA polymerase II-specific; RNA polymerase II cis-regulatory region sequence-specific DNA binding
Source: RefSeq, a predicted model, not a curated record